Hippocampus zosterae (dwarf seahorse) is the source of this 1403-nucleotide messenger RNA. Its product is annotated as epidermal retinol dehydrogenase 2-like. Lineage: Eukaryota; Metazoa; Chordata; Actinopteri; Syngnathiformes; Syngnathidae. Bases 136 to 1056 code for a protein of 306 amino acids. Gene Ontology annotation, molecular function: oxidoreductase activity, acting on the CH-OH group of donors, NAD or NADP as acceptor. Gene Ontology annotation, cellular component: lipid droplet. The record is from RefSeq and is a predicted model, not a curated record. The transcript has 7 exons.
ACAUCCGGAAGUUGGGCUUUCGCACUCCGAGAGGCGACUUUGAGUUAGGUGACUUGUCCCUGCGGAUCAGUUUGCGGUGCCGCGCCUACUUCUGCCGUACGACCCCGCCAGCCGCGACCGGUGCGUCAGCUAACAAUGAAUUUUUUUCUGGAAACCCUCCGAGUCAUCCUGUUGUCCAUCUGGUACAACGUGGAAGCCUUCCUUUAUUGCUUUCUACCCAAAAAGAGGAAGAACAUAUCCGGUGAGGUCGUUCUCAUCACGGGGGCCGGCAGCGGAAUCGGCCGCCUGAUGGCUGAGGAGUUUGCGAGUCACGGUACUACUGUGGUGUUGUGGGACAUCAACCAGGAAGGCAUGGAGGAGACGGCCAGAUUGGCCAAGAGCAACGGGGCCCUUCGAGUUCACAACUAUAUUUGUGACUGUAGUAACAAAAAUGAGGUUUACAGAGUGGCGGACCAGGUCAAGCGGGAGGUGGGUGACGUCGGCAUUCUCGUCAAUAAUGCCGGCAUCGUGACUGGAAAAAAGUUCAUGGAUGCUCCCGAUUCCCUCAUCGAAAAGACAAUGGAAGUCAACGUCAUGGCGCACUUCUGGACCUACAAGGCCUUCCUUCCCGCCAUGAUGGCAAAUAAUCACGGCCAUCUGGUCAGCAUUGCCAGCUCCGCAGGACUCAUCAGCGUCAACGGAUUGGCAGAUUACUGCGCCAGCAAGUUUGCAGCAGUCGGUUUUGCGGAAUCGGUGGGUCUGGAGCUCCUGGCGAAUGGCAACGACGGCAUCAAGACCACCAUUGUUUGCCCUUACUUCAUAAACACCGGAAUGUUCGAUGGAUGUCGAACAAAAUGGCCAAGACUGCUUCCGAUCCUCGAUCCACGUCAGGUCGCCAAGAAGAUCGUUCAUGCCGUCCUGACGGAGCAGGUCUUUCUUCUGAUGCCCAAGAGCAUGUACAUCAUUGCCGCUCUCAAGAGAGUCCUCCCGGUCAAGCAGGGCCUUCUGCUCGGUCACUACUUGGGAGCCUUCAACGUGAUGGACUCGUUCCAGGGCCGGAACCGAAAAAAGGACUGAGGCCAGAGAUGACGUGAAGAUGAGAGGAUGACCCAAAUGGCGGCGGAGCGAUGACGUCCUCCAUUUUCACGUCAGCGCUUCAGAUCGAGUCCUCUUUGCUUUCGGGGCAGUCGAGACGCCGUCCUCCUACUUGUGUAUAAUCUGUUUUUUAAGCAAUUGCGGUCUGCGCUCUCUCUCCUGGUUUCCGAGCUGACCUGAAAUACUCGAGAUGAUGGAAGGGAAACGCUUUGACUCGUCGAAGCGUGUUGAAAUGUGCGCGGCCGCGGAUUAUCGCGAUUCGAUGGGCGGGGCCCUCGUAGCACGUUAGGAAAAUUCUAAUAUACAAAUGAAGCGACUGUUCCUUUUCA